Antechinus flavipes (yellow-footed antechinus) is the source of this 2773-nucleotide messenger RNA. Its product is annotated as olfactory receptor 51G2-like. Bases 363 to 1472 code for a protein of 369 amino acids. Gene Ontology annotation, molecular function: G protein-coupled receptor activity; olfactory receptor activity. The transcript has a single exon. Lineage: Eukaryota; Metazoa; Chordata; Mammalia; Dasyuromorphia; Dasyuridae. Gene Ontology annotation, biological process: G protein-coupled receptor signaling pathway. The record is from RefSeq and is a predicted model, not a curated record. Gene Ontology annotation, cellular component: membrane.
CUCAAAUAUAUCAAGGUCAUCAUAAUAUAUGAAGAAAACAUCUUGACUACCUUUGACAUCGAGGAGUUUCCUCAUUGGCCACAUUUUCAAAUGCUGAUAUCAUUAGAGCAGUCCUCCAUGGUUCAACCUUGAUGUCAUAGGCUAUCUUCUAUCUUUCAGCACUAGACUGAUUUCAUAUUUGAAUACUCCUCAAUUGGUCACCAAAUUUAUAGUGACAUACAUAGUUUACCCUAAGGUCCUUCAUCCUUGGGUACUAAAUAGACAAAAGAGAGAGAAAGAGAGAGAGAGAGAGAGAGAGAACCUUUGGACUUCCCUCACCUAUUCUGCAUGGAGUACCAUCAUUCUCAGCCACUAAAUAGGUCAUGUCAUCCAACCACACAAUGUCCCAAUUGCCAGCAUUUCUUCUACUUGGAAUACCCUGGCGAGAAGACAUCCACAAAUGGCUUUCUAUUCCCUUCUUCCUCCUCUACCUUGCGGCUGCUCUAGGCAAUGGUGCUAUCCUGGUGGCAGUAGCCCGGAAUCCAUCACUUCGUGAACCCAUGCAUUGUUUCCUCUCCAUGCUUGCUGUCACUGACUUGGCAUUAUCAGGGACCACACUACCAACCACAUUAGGAUUACUGUGGUUUGGUAUCAGUCAGGUGGCCUUUGAUGUCUGCUUGACUCAAAUGUUUUUCAUUCAUGUUGCCUCAGUGGCAGAGUCAUCAGUGUUGCUAGCCAUGGCAGUAGACCGAUGGACUGCCAUUGCCUGUCCACUGCGGUACUCUGCUCUCUUAACUCACCGAGUGGUUGCAAGGGUGGGACUAGCUGUGCUGAUCCGGUCAGCUCUCACAUUGCUACCACUGCCAUUCUUGUUGCUCAGGCUGACUUACAAUGAUCAGAGGAGGCUUACUCAUUCUUUCUGCUUCCACCCAGAUAUCAUGAAGCUGGCACGUAAUGAAACUGAAGUCAAUGUUCACUAUGGUCUCUUUGUUAUCUUGUCUACAGCUGGUAUUGACUCAAUCCUCAUCAUUCUCUCCUAUAUCCCUAUAGCAAAGGUGAUUCUAGGCCUUGGGUCAUGGGGAGAGAAAGUACGAGCAGCAGGGACCUGUGUGAGCCAUGUGGCUGCUGUCCUAGUAUUUUUUGUGCCCAUGAUUGGACUUUCAGUCAUGCACCGAUUUGGGAGUCAUGGUCCAUUGCCUCUGGCCUUGGUGGGCUACAUCUACCUCCUGGUGCCACCUGCUCUCAACCCUGUCAUCUACAGUAUCAAGUGUCAGUGCAUCUGGAAAACCUUGCUUAGGCUCUGCUUUUACCAACCUGGAGUCCCCAGGUGGACAUCAUCUCCUCAUUCCAGCCACAUUGGACACAAAUCUCUCCCAGUUACUUGCUCUCAGAGAUUUUCUGUUCAGACAGUACAAAUAGAGUCACCAUCCAUGGGGAGUUCCCAGUCUGAUGAAACAAGCAUUGGUCUAGUCUUUGGAGAUACUCCAGUAUAAUGGGGAAUGUGGAUAGAUCCAAUAUCAACAAAUAAGAAAACAAUUCAAUCAAUUCUAAUACUAAAGAAAGUGAUUCAAAGCUAUCAAACCAAGUACUGAGGGGUUUGGUAGAUGAUAAUGAAAAGUUGGAUGAGUGAAGUAGCUAGUUAGAUGUACCCACUCAGGCUGAAAAGAAUUUUUGGCAGUAAAUGAGCUUUAAACAAAAAUGACUGGUAUAUUAUAGAAAAAAUAUUACAUUGGGAAUCAGAAGUACUGACUUAUUGGUAUUCACUGCCAUUUAUAAGAUUACAUGUAAUCAUCUAACCACUUAGAUUUCCAUUUUCUUUCAUUGUUAAAUAGAAAUUAAAUUUACAUAUUUUUAAAAGCUGCUCUGAAGAACAAAUAAGAUAAUAUUAUGUUAAAGCACUGAAAACCAUAGAACAAAAGGAAAACAUGAGGAAUUGUGGACAUAGAAACUUGGAAGGGAAGAUGAACUAUCUGCCACAUAUCUUUGUAUAUCAGAAUUGCUGGUAGAAAAUCCCUCCUGACUCUGCCAUCCUCCAAGGAUUACACAGAGGUGUUAAGAGGCCCAAUGUCCCUGUUCUAGAAGUCCAUCAUUUUACUAGUUCAAAGUUCUUAAAAGUUCAAGUUCCAAAGCUCUAUUAUGUACUGUGAACUUCCAAAAAUCUAAACCUUACCACCAUUGAUUGCUUGUACUUUCACUCUCUGUCCCUUUUAGAGGGUCCCCCUUUUACAAAGCAGAAGUAUCCUGUGAUAUUCCCAUGCUUAUUGUAACAGGAGAAGAUUUUCAUAAAAUAAUAUUCAGGGCACAAGAAAUUAUUGGAUAAAAGUUAUCUGCCCUGUGAGAUUACAACCUGGUACUAUAUCUUCAAAUUCUAAGCUACUACUAAUUGAAUGUAAAUUCCUUGAGGGUUAAGGAUGAACUUUGCAAAAAAAAUGAUGAUGGAGAACUGAAAAGAAAACAUUGCCUGGCGUGAUGGACACACUGGUGAAAAAACUGCCUUCCAGGUUUUGCUUCCACCUUACCCUUUUAUGAUCAGUUUUGUAAACAAAAGACAAUAGAGAGGUUUGGACUUCUGCUUCCCUGCUCUGCUGGCCAGCAGUGGCCAUGCUUUCCCUUUUGCUAGUGUUUCCAUUUUAUUGUUGUUAUUGUUGUUUAUUAAUUUCGUGAAGUACAUGUUUGCACUCACCUCUGUUCAUGUAUUCAAAAAGAGAAAAAUUGGAGCCUGUCUAAAUUAUUUUCUGAUGUGGUUCAUGAUAUUGGUAAAGUGGUAUUGGAGUAAAGUUUUCUGCCCCAUUAA